Lecanosticta acicola is the source of this 3944-nucleotide messenger RNA. The record is from the annotation of a GenBank genome assembly. NCBI's taxonomy places the organism in Eukaryota, Fungi, Ascomycota, Dothideomycetes, Mycosphaerellales, Mycosphaerellaceae.
AUGCGCUUGGGCCAAGGGUUGGUCAUCUAGUACUUGCGCUCAGGAGUCUCCAAACGCUGACUUCUGGCCAGUUUCAACACCUUUACCCAGCAGAUAUGCGUAGACGAUGCGGUCAUUAUCGAUCAGACCAGGGCCGAGAAUGUACUAACCAAUGAUGGCACAACCAUGCGCAUUCUAGUGCAGUCGUCUGGCAAACCCAGUGCUUGGUCUCGGCAGAAGGAAGUUGUGGCCAAUGAAGCUGCUAUCGAUGAUAAGCCAGAUGAGCCAAAGAAGAUUCAGCCGAGCCAGCCAAAGAAAGCUUUACAAGAGCCAGAGCCAACGAAGUCUAGCGGAAAGGGCGCCAAAGCUUCCAAGCCGACGAAGUCCGCCAAGGAGGAUGAACCGAAGAAAGAAGGAAAAGCCGAUGCGGUUGAUGAAAGUCCUAAUGAGGAACCUCUUGGAGGCUCUGAUGAGCUUGUGGAAGCAGACGACGAAGUUUGUACUCCCAUUUAUCGAUGGAAUGAUUUAGAGAGAUGCUGACAGGUUUAAGCAUACUGACGAGCCCGAAGCGGAUGAGCCCAAAGCUGAUGCUGCUGAGACGGAGAUCGCUACUGGCAAAGCAAAGAAGAGCAAAACCACCAAGGCUGACAGUGCUCCCGAGCCUUCUGCGGAAGAGCACAUUGCAAGCCCGAAAGCCACCUCCAAGUCAUUAGUAGCAUCGCGCGGCAAACCAGCUGCUUCUGCCGUCACAGAUGCUGAUGAAGCACUCGGUUCUAAGGUGGUGUCAGCAGGGGCGCCCGUCGCGGGAAGUACCAGGACCACUAGGCCUCAAUCUUCGUCAGUCGGCCGAGCCUCUGCUGGGACCCCGUCUGCUCCAGUUUCUCGCUCAAAACAGUCUUCCAAAGAGGGCGAUGGCAAAGUCGACUGGGAUCAGUACGCUUCCCAGAGCUCUCAAAAGGUCGACUGGGACCAAUACCGAGGUCAAGGUGCUGUUGAUUCAGCGGCUCGCCCUCAGCAGCCUGCAAAGGGAGACAACGAAGCGGUUGACUGGGACCUCUACGCUUCUCAAAGCAGUCAGCAGGUAGAUUGGAAGCAGUACCGUGCUCAAGAUACAGUGGCAAAGGAGCAUAAAGCAGAUGAAGAGGCUCUUCUGAAGGAAGAACGGGAGAGACUGAUGUACGCUCGUGAAGAGCGCAAAGAACGAGAGCGCGAACGCAGAGAAGAGGAACAGCUCCGAAGGCAAGAAGAGCGCGAGAGAAGGAUUGAAGAGCGUCAGAUGCUCAAAGAAGUCGAAAAGGAGCGUUGGGAGGAAGAAAAGAGACGCCGAGCAGUGGAGGUGAAGCAGCGUGAAGAGGACGCCGCGUACAAGCGUCAACGCGAGCAGAAGCGACAAGUUGAGGCGGAUGCCAACAUCGACGACGCCGCCAAUAUGAGAGCGUUGAGCAUGGAAGAGAUGGCUUCCAUGAAGGCAGACUGGGACAAGUCUUUCGAGGAACGCACACAACGGUUCAAGGGCAUGCUAGAGAACAAGAAAGAGUACGAAUUGGACGAUUCAGCUCUCGGCGGACCGAGCCAGGUAUGCUCAACCUGGAUGGAAUUUGCAGACGAUCACUGACAUGACUUCUUAGGUCGUUACCUACACCAGCCGCUUCGUCGACAAACUGAGUGACAUUACUGAAGACAUGAACAUCUCCGGUAGCCUUUCAAUCAAGGCCGGCAAGUUCGGAGGCUCGGGUAAGGGCGCGUUCAUCGAUUCCGACAAGUUCAAGGAAGCGGAUCUCAACUUCUACAUCAGCGUGAAGGUCAUCAACCAGACCAUCAACUUCAAGGAUGCCCUGGUCUUCAACAAGCUGCGAUCUGUCAACAAAGACAACUUCAAUCAAGUCUUCGGAGACGGCUUCAUUUCUGGCUUUCAGGAGGGAGGCGAGUUCAAUGCGCUCGUCAGCAUGAAGAUCCUGAACAAAGCGAAGAAGACAGACAUCCAGGCUGCUGCGAAAGUAGCCUUCACUGCAGGGACUGUCGACAUCACUGCUCAGGCCAACGUCAACGUGGCGAAGACGAACAUCGAAACCAACACCGAGACAACGAUCCAAGUCAGCUGGGCAGGCGGUGGGCACAUCAAGCCUCGAGAGCAGCAAUGGGACAUUCCGAGCUUGAUGCAAGCAGCCGCUCGUUUCCCCGAUCUCGUCGCCAAUUGCCCGCAACGUAUCUACGCCAUCGUCACAAAGUACGACAGCCUACGCAGCUUCCUCGAGGAGAAGCCGGCGGGUUAUACGAAGCUGCAGUACGAGAAUGCGCAGAUCUAUACCAACGCCAUGAUGGACUCAUACAUGUCGUACAAGACUUUGUACACGAAGCUCGGCUCUCAGAUCUUCGACGUGCAGAACAAGACCAAGACGAUUCAAGCUUGGAAAAACAAGAAUGCACCGACUGACGCUGAGAAAGCUGAUGGAGACAACGAACCCGCGGCUGAUGACGAUGGGAAGGCUGACGAGAGCACUGGAGGGGUCUCGAAACAAGGUGACGGCAAUUCCAAGCCACCUUUAUUCGACACUGGCCGCUUCGCUGCGACGGUAGCGGGCUUGGGCCAGGCCAAGAAGGCAAUACGCAAACAGAUGGCACUGAUUGUCAACGAGGUCGAUUCGAUCGAGCAGGAUCCGAAGCUGGCCACCGACGACAACCACUACGAGCCAUUCCAGGAUCCGGUCUCUUUCGAGGAGAGACUUCCCGUCGUGGAGUCUCCCGAGAAGCCCAAGACGACACUGCCGCUCGACGGUAAACUCAUCGUAGCGAAGACGCAGACGGAGGAAGAGGCACAAGCCGAAUCCGCCGAAAAGGCAGAGCUGAUUACAGACCGAGCCGCGCUCUCAAUGGACGAACAGUCUGCUAUUGACAAGUUCCUCGCCGAUCGACCGCAUCUCGGACGAAACCUGCAACUGUCGCCACCGAUUGGCUCGGAGACGAAAGGAGGUGCAUUCAGCAAUCUGGAGUUCUUGCAGCCUGCCUGGAAGCUGCUGGCGGUCAAGGUCGAGAUCCACGACGGAGCCGUCUCCUGCCUCUGGCUGCACUACGACAACGGCCUCAUCCUCACCCGAGGCACAGCCAAGGGUGGUCGCAUCGUCGAAAUGUCGGGCUUGAAGACCGGCGAGCGGAUCAUAUCCGCCUCGAUCCAAAUCGGCAAGGGACCAGAGAACUCCUCCGUGCACCGCAUCAUCGCUCUCCAACUGCACACCAACCGUGGACGCAACUUCAUCGGCCAAGCCGACGUGUGCUCGGUCGAGGACAAGGCCCAUCUGCGCGACGGCACGAAGUACACCGACGUGCAGACCCGCUUCUUCGACGUCCCCCUCAAGUACGGCACCCUCAAGGGCUUCUACGGCCGCACCGACGACACCGCCAUCUGGCGAUUGGGCCUCAUCUGGGGCGAUCUGGGCCGCGACGAAGGCUUCGACGGGUUCACGGAGAACACGACCACGACCGCGGAAUCCCUCGACCCCAUCACGGAAGCCAAGAUGCUGACCGUCCAGUCGCAGGAGAAGGUCAAGACUCUCACCGCGGAAAACCAUACCCUGCGCAGCGAAAAGGAACAGUUGAAUUCCACGCUGCAGAGCAAGCGGAACGAAUUGUACGAAGAAGUCUCGAAACUCAACGAACGAGCACGACAACGCAUUGCGGAGGUGACACCGGCGUGGGGCAAUCGAUCCGCCGCCUUCAAGCGUGGGAGAGUAGAGGUACAUUUCGUCGUGUACGGAGGCAGAAUCAUCUUGGACGACGCGGUGGCGAAUCGGAUCCUUGACGCCAUGGAGAGGAAUACACAGUUCUUGGUGAAUGACGAAACGCUGGGGGGAGAUCCGUGGCACGGGAACAGGAAAGCGAUGGAUGUUGUUUAUCGGUAUGAUGGGAAGGGGGAGAUGAGAUGUAGUGUGGGGAAGCAGGACGAAUACGUGAGCUUUGAUCAGCUUUGA